UUGGUUUCAACACAAGCUCACGCUUGGACAUCUUCAGGUCUUCAAAGUCUGAAGAAAACUUCAAGAUGACGCUGUGGCUCUUGUGUCAGCUGUGUGGCAGUCCCAUCACCUUCCUCCUGGGACUGGGAACGUCUGUGCUCCUCACUUACCUCCUCUUCAAAGUUAUUGAGUCGAGAUGGAAGCAAAGAAAUCUGAGCAACCUCCAGAUACUGAUGGAAAUAAUGCACUUCUCGACAAAGGGAGAGAACAGCUGGAUGGACAUCAUGUGCUUCAUUUGGAAAGGAGGAGAGGCCAGCGACACCACUCGAAGAAUCAGAGACGCUGGGACUGGGGCUUCCCCUCCCACUGUGAAUGGAGCUCGGGGACACACGGUCUCCUUACCUCCCGGGAUCCCAGUCGGACCAGACGUUACUGAGGUUGAGUGGAGCCGGACAUCACCCAGAACCAGGAUAGUGAUAAGUUCAAAUGCGACCACUAAAUACUUCGGUGCUGAGGAGUACAAGAGACGGGUAACUCUUCAUCCCGGGAACUUCAGUCUGGAAAUCCGUGAUCUACGGAGAGAGGACGCUGGUGAUUAUGAGGUGACUGUUACAGCGAGUUCAGGAGCACAGACUCUGGUGACAGUCCGACUGGAGGUGUCCGAUGCGAUGGGGGCUUCUGUUCGCACUGUGAAUGGUUUUCGGGGACACUCGGUCUCCUUAUGUCCGCGGAUCAUGGACUCUUCUGAAAUUUAUGAGGUUUUGUGGAGACGACUAUCACCUCAAACCAGGAUAGCAAGUCACUUGGGGAAGUCUACAACGUAUUUUGGUCCUGAGGGGUACCAGCAACGGGUAACUCUUUAUCCUGGGGACUUCAGUCUGGAAAUCCGUGAUCUGCAGACAGAGGACACUGGUGAUUAUGAGAUGACGGUUACAGCAAAUUCAGGAGCUGAAACUACAGAGAGAGUGCGACUGGAGGUGUCCGAGCCCGGACUGUGGAGAACUGGACGCGCCAAACUCUCUGAAGCCUUUCGUGCUGUCAAGCGCUUUGUGAAAAAUCUUUUCAGCUUCUGGAGAUAGAGAGCAGGAGGAACGGUGGGGACAUCACAAGAUCGCAAGACAAGGGAGCAGAAGUAGGCCAUUCAGCCCAUCGAAUCUGAUCCAAAGAAAAGGAAAAAAGAAAAAGAAAUGAGAAAUUGAGGGG
Pristis pectinata (smalltooth sawfish) is the source of this 1182-nucleotide messenger RNA. RefSeq lists its product as uncharacterized. The coding region runs from base 66 to 1058 and encodes 330 amino acids. The transcript has 7 exons. Lineage: Eukaryota; Metazoa; Chordata; Chondrichthyes; Rhinopristiformes; Pristidae. The record is from RefSeq and is a predicted model, not a curated record.